CAGCAGCGUCACAUGACGUCUCCUCCGAGCAGCAGCAGGCCAGUUGUUUACGGGCGCUGAUCACAGACUGGAUGUAUUUGAGAAGGGACGCCGUGCUGGCUGGCUGUCAAAACCACGGCAGGAGGCUCAUCAGCACAGGGUGUUCCAGUGGUUGCCAGAAAGGGACAAGGGCCUGUAGCGUCCACAGGCGGUCCUCGGGUCCGGCUGGUUCAGCCCUGAGACGACGGCAUCAUGGCCGACAGUGAAAAAUCCAAGCAGCUGAACGGCAGUGCCCACCGCUCGUCCCUUGGUUUGGAGCCACACAAAGAGAGCAUGCAGCUUAAGAAGGAGAUCUCGCUGCUCAACGGCGUCAGCCUGAUCGUAGGAAACAUGAUCGGCUCCGGCAUCUUCGUCUCCCCCAAGGGUGUGCUAAACUACAGCGCCUCUUACGGGCUGUCACUAGUCAUCUGGGUCAUCGGGGGCCUGUUUUCUGUGGUGGGGGCCCUCUGCUACGCUGAGCUGGGCACCACCAUCACCAAAUCAGGGGCGUCUUAUGCGUACAUCCUGGAGUCAUUCGGUGGCUUCAUUGCUUUCAUUCGCCUGUGGACCUCUCUGUUGAUCAUUGAGCCCACCAGCCAGGCGGUCAUUGCCAUCACUUUUGCAAACUACCUGGUGCAGCCGCUCUUUCCAACAUGUGAACCUCCAUAUGCAGCAGCCCGGCUCCUCGCUGCAGCGUGUAUAUGCUUACUGACAUUCAUCAACUCUGCCUAUGUGAAGUGGGGCACCCGCGUGCAGGACAUUUUCACCUACGCCAAGGUGGCAGCCCUCAUCGUCAUCAUCGUCACUGGCAUCGUCAAGCUGUGCCAGGGUUACACAACCAACUUUGAAUCAUCCUUUCAGGGAUCGUCUACAGACCCCGGUAACAUUGCCCUGGCGCUCUACUCUGCCCUCUUCUCCUAUUCCGGCUGGGACACCCUCAACUUUGUGACAGAGGAGAUCAAAAACCCUGAAAGGAACCUGCCGCUGGCCAUCGCCAUCUCUAUGCCCAUUGUCACCAUCAUCUACAUCCUCACCAAUGUGGCCUACUAUGCUGUUAUGGACAUCAGUGCUAUCCUGGCCAGUGAUGCAGUGGCAGUGACAUUUGCAGAUCACACUCUCGGUGUGAUGAGCUGGACCAUCCCCAUUGCCGUGGCUCUGUCCUGCUAUGGAGGCCUUAACGCCUCCAUUAUAGCUGCAUCCAGGUUGUUCUUCGUGGGCUCUCGCGAGGGUCACCUUCCAGACGCUCUGUCCAUGAUCCACAUACAGAGAUUCACGCCGAUCCCUGCUCUGAUCUUCAAUUGUGUGAUGUCACUGAUCUACCUGACAGUGGAGGAUGUCUUCCAGCUCAUCAACUAUUACAGCUUUAGCUACUGGUUCUUCAUGGGUCUGUCUGUCGCCGGGCAGAUCUACCUCCGCUGGAAAGAGCCCGACAGACCCAGACCUCUCAAGCUGUCUAUGGUGUACCCGGUGGUGUUCUGUCUAUGUGCUGUUUUCCUGGUGGCAGUUCCUCUCUACAGCGACACCUUCAACUCUCUGAUCGGCAUUGCCAUUGCCAUGUCAGGGGUCCCCGUCUACUUCCUGGGUGUCUACCUACCAGAGUCCAAACGGCCGCCUGUGAUCACCAAGCUACUGCGUUCUCUGACUCACUGGACCCAGUACAGCUGCUACUGUGUGCUGACAGAGGUCGACAAAAGUGAAUAGCAUCCAGUACACUUUACCCAGCAGUCUCUGCAAGUGAGCAUCAGACAAGGGAUUCUUUUGUGAUUCUCUUAUUGUACUGUACGCCAUGUUGAAGCGUUUGGACUUCACUGACCUGUUUACAACACUGAAAAUGCUGCCACGCUAUGCACACGUUCACUUGCAGAUAUAUGCUGGAGUUCAAGGACAUUCAAGGAGAAGACAGUGCUGUUAUACUGCAUAUUGUGGAUAUUGUUACAGUUUAAUUCCUUCAUCAAAUUAUUUAAUUACUUAGAUUUGCCUUGUUAGCUCUACAGGUUAUUGUAUUAUGCCUUUAUGUGCCUGUGAGAUUUUACAGGUGCUGCACAUGACCAAAGGGACCUUUUUAUGGCCGCAGCCAACACCCUCCCCAUGUGUCUAACCCUUUUUAGUGUUCUUGUGUGCAUGUCAAGUCCCCGGUUCCAGACCUGUUUCAGGAGAGUCACAGGGAAUAGAAGUGAAAAAAAUAUCACAUUAGUUAUCAUAUAAAGGAGAUCACAUAGAAUAGACUUGGUUAAAGACAGAUACAGCGGCUUUGGGGAAGUUUAUUGUCUUUCUCACUUUCCCAGAGUCAGAAACUAAUAAAUGCCCUAGGGCAGACCUUUGUUGUGUAUUUGGUGUAGUCUGAAGUUGUGUCAAACAGCGGUAUUAUGGUCUUAUUAGGUAAAUAACAUGAUCACAAUCCCAUAGGUGUCCAGGAAUUUAAGUAAACUACAGAGGGGUGCCUUACCAAGCUUUGUCUGAGGGGAGGCCUACAGUCUCAGACUCUGAAAACCCCUGGUGUAUAAGAUUGCUAGCGAUCCAGUUGAUUGUGAAAUUAGAACCAGACACUACUGAACUACCUGGGGACUGGGCCACACUGUAACUUCUGGUAAUGGGUGAAUGAGGUGCGGUUUUAACUGAGGUUUUAUAUUUAUUUUGGUUUCUGGCCUUGUUUUCUUUAAGUCCUCUUUUGUUUAUUCAAUAUGAACAGCACUCACAGGCCCUUUUCCUUUGUAGUGAGUGUUUGUAUCAGCAAAUAUUAUAGCAAAUAUUACAUGGAUAGAACUGAUAUUAACUGAAAGAUAUUAUAUGCAGAAUGUGUGAAUGGGCUUAAGCUCCCGCGUGUCAGAACAGGUCUGUCAUAUUCACUUCCUAAAUGGAAAAAAAGGGAAGAAAAUGUGUUUUGUCUGCUGCUACAUGAAGUUUUAGUCAUUAUCCUAACUGCAUUGCCUUUUUGUACUUUUGGGGCCAUUGUCUAAUUUUUGUUUUCGCAUUUUAACCAUUUUUCCCCCCUCAUUUGGUGUAUUUAAUGCCAUUUUGUUAAAUAGGAAAAAUGUGAAUGUUUCAAGCCUUUUGGGCUGAGGUUGGUUACCUGUCUGCUGAAUCCACUCCAUCAUUGUAGGAAGCUGUAGACUUCCUGUUCUUUAUGUUUAUAGCACUAAAUCAAUUUCUCAACUCUUUAACGUUCAGCGUGCUGUCUUCAAGGCAUCAACAACAAAACAGCAAUUUCUGUAUCCAUUGUAGUGUUCCAUCUGUAAUUCCAGUUGUGUAGCAUUCACAAAUUACCUCUAAACGGUCUCAAGUAAACUAUACCUCACCUCAAACAUACUGUACUGCAUCUCUGAAUCAUUGCCUGGAAUGGCCUAAAUUGUAAAAAUACUCUAAUCCCAGACGUUAGGAACGUUAUUCAUGACGCCACUUGCUUGCUUUGCAAUAAGUUUUCAGAGUGUAAAUGGAAUAAUCAUUUUUAAAGUUUUAAAUUAAUUUACAAUGAAUGAUUUAAAUACAAUUUGAUGUAGAUAAUAAGUCAUGUUGAAUAUUAAGGAAACUGAAGAUUUGACGGAAUCACUGCUGUUUGUUAAAUGGAGAGAGACAAACUGUGCAGGCAGUUUUGGAGAUGGAGCAGUUAAGCUGUGUCUAUUAAAAGCUUUCUUUCAAACUC
This is a messenger RNA of Micropterus dolomieu (smallmouth bass), 3658 nucleotides long. RefSeq names its product solute carrier family 7 member 6 (gene slc7a6). Gene Ontology annotation, molecular function: L-amino acid transmembrane transporter activity. The coding region runs from base 232 to 1719 and encodes 495 amino acids. The transcript has 10 exons. Gene Ontology annotation, biological process: amino acid transmembrane transport. NCBI's taxonomy places the organism in Eukaryota, Metazoa, Chordata, Actinopteri, Centrarchiformes, Centrarchidae. Gene Ontology annotation, cellular component: membrane. The record is from RefSeq and is a predicted model, not a curated record.